Coffea eugenioides is the source of this 608-nucleotide messenger RNA. Its product is annotated as acid phosphatase 1-like. The transcript has a single exon. The record is from RefSeq and is a predicted model, not a curated record. NCBI's taxonomy places the organism in Eukaryota, Viridiplantae, Streptophyta, Magnoliopsida, Gentianales, Rubiaceae. The coding region runs from base 213 to 608 and encodes 131 amino acids.
UCUGUAGCAGUAAACUCGCUGCUGAUUCUCUUUUCCGCCUGAUGCAAUUUUAAAGCUAAUUUGGGACAACAUACAUACCCCACUCCCAUGUUACCCAGCCAGGCCGGUAUGAUUGAUUAUCUCCCUUUUCCCCGCAAAUUGCUGCCAGCAUAAUUUCUAGUCUUCUCGAUUUUCACAUCCGUCAGGAUCUCUCCUUCAUUCCGGCGAGGCAAAUGGCACUAAGAAAUGUGCUGCUUUUGCUAGCUUUGGUAAGCCUCUGCAAUGGCUUAGAAAUUGCCGAUCGUUGGAAUAUUUUGAACCCAGAAAGGAGGGCUCCGCUUCUGGGCGGCGCUAGCUUGAAGAACUACUGUGAGAGUUGGAGGAUGAAUGUGGAGCUAAACAACAUUAGGGGAUUUGAGGUUGUCCCACAAGAAUGCAUCAGCUAUAUAGGCAAGUAUAUGACGUCAACUCAAUACAAAACAGACUCCCAGAGAGCAAUUGAGCAAUGCCAUCUGCAUCUCACCAGCUGCUGCACUUUGAAGGGCGAUGGCAAAGAUGCCUGGAUCUUUGAUGUUGACGACACCUUGUUAUCCACCGUCCCAUACUUCAAGAUUCAUGGCUUUGGGUAA